UUGGAGCAGUGUGUAUAUGUCUGCUUCAACGUGGGACAGCUGGUUUCAGUGUUCCUACAUGGGGCAGGUGGGGAAAUAAGAGGCUUCUGCCUUGGAAUCCAAUAUUGGUGCUCAUUCUCUUCCGAGGAUUAAAACUGCUAUGGAAACAACCAGAGAGUCCCAUUCAUCAUCUGAGUUCUCAAACUUUGAGACAGAGUCCGUGCAUCACACCGACAAGGAGAUUCAAGCAGAUCUGGAUCACACCAGCAACUUGGAAGGGUCUGAAUACUCUUAUCAAGAAGGCAGUGUAGAGUUCAAGGAGAUGCAGGCAGGAAUUGAGUUUGCUGUGCAGAUAACACCAAUUAAAGAGUCAAAGAAACACAGGGAAAAGAUGGAUGCUGCGAGGGACACCCCAGCCUCUUCAUACGUCCCUGAUGAUAUGACAGAGGUCUUAGAGAAUAAGAUUCAAACUGGGCACCUGGCGAUCAGCGCUCCAAGAGGAACCAGAGCUUUGCAGCAAGAAGCCUACUCCAGGAUUGGCGAGGCCAGUAGUUUACAUGGGAUAGGUCAGCUGAAAGGCAGGCAGAUCACAGCAACUGAUCUUGACUUGGAAAAGAUGAGGCUGGAUGGUGCAAUGACCAGGCUGAAGUACCGGCAUGAGGACAAUGAAAAGCGGAGGCAGCAUGAGGAAAAAAUGGCACAGCUACGUCAACAGAAUGGUUCUCGAUCAAUUGGGCAAGAGCUUCAUGAAUUACUCCAGCCCCAGAACCAGUAUGCUCUAUUUUUCUUAUGCUUCGUCUUUAUCCAUGUUAUUUACACAGUCAGGGAGCUGGCUUUCUAUUUUAUUGUGAAGCACCACUUAUUCUGCUUUGCCAUGUUGCUGUAUUUCCUUUGCAAGAAGAUUCUGUUGGAUUACAAAAGCCGGAAAAACUAACUGAGAAAUAGCAGCAGACUCUAUAUGGCAGAGAAAAGAGAACAUACUACUCCCUGAUGUUUAUGCAUCUCAGUUCUGUCCUCCUCAUUGUCUCUUCUCUUUAUACUUCUCCUUUUCUAAUCUGCCAGAUAAAGACAAAUUUCAGCUUGGCUUUUUUCAGGACCUGACAGUUUCCUCUGUGUUGAAUGUUGGGUUCCCACCCUCACUUUGUUAUUCAUGUAUAGGCUCUUCCUUUUCAGCCAUCCCCUUGAGCCUGCCAUCAUAACCAGUAUUAAUAA
Sceloporus undulatus (fence lizard) is the source of this 1191-nucleotide messenger RNA. Its product is annotated as transmembrane protein 247-like. Lineage: Eukaryota; Metazoa; Chordata; Lepidosauria; Squamata; Phrynosomatidae. Bases 140 to 913 code for a protein of 257 amino acids. The transcript has 4 exons. Gene Ontology annotation, cellular component: endoplasmic reticulum. The record is from RefSeq and is a predicted model, not a curated record.